This is a messenger RNA of Saccostrea cuccullata (small rock oyster), 937 nucleotides long. RefSeq names its product mothers against decapentaplegic homolog 3-like. Gene Ontology annotation, molecular function: I-SMAD binding; DNA-binding transcription factor activity, RNA polymerase II-specific; RNA polymerase II cis-regulatory region sequence-specific DNA binding. The transcript is spliced from 5 exons. Lineage: Eukaryota; Metazoa; Mollusca; Bivalvia; Ostreida; Ostreidae. The record is from RefSeq and is a predicted model, not a curated record. Gene Ontology annotation, biological process: cell differentiation; transforming growth factor beta receptor signaling pathway; positive regulation of transcription by RNA polymerase II. The coding region runs from base 1 to 630 and encodes 209 amino acids. Gene Ontology annotation, cellular component: heteromeric SMAD protein complex.
AUGACAUCACAGUAUGCUGAGCUAGUGUCCUAUACAGACCCUCCAUAUUGGUGUUCUACUACAUACUAUGAAUUGAAUAAUCGCGUCGGCGAUACAUUUCAUGCCUCUCAGCCCUCGCUUACUGUGGAUGGAUUUACUUGUCCUUCCAAUCCUGAGCGCUUCUGUCUAGGACUACUGUCCAACAUCAACAGAACUCAGCUAGUAGAGAUGACGCGCAACCACAUAGGUAAAGGUGUACGUUUGUACUAUAUUGGAGGCGAGGUUUUUGCGGAAUGCCGCAGUGAGAGUGAGGUGUUUGUACACAGCCCCAUCUGUAAUCAGAUUCAUGGUUGGCCCCCAGCAACAGUCUAUAAAAUACCUAAAGGUAGUAGGCUGAAGAUUUUUAAUAACCUGGAGUUUGCUACGCUGCUUACCCAGUCCGUCAAUCAGGGCUUUGAGUCUGUGUACCAGCUGACUAGGAUGUGUACCAUUCGUAUGAGUUUUGUCAAGGGCUGGGGAGCUGAGUAUAGGAGACAGACUGUGACCAGUAUGCCCUGCUGGAUUGAAAUUCGCCUGAACGUUCCGCUACGGUGGCUGGACCGAGUUCUGGUCCAUAUGGGGUCGCCAGUGUCACGCUGCUCCAGUAGGUAGGCGGUAGGCUCCAGGGAAAAGGUCAAGCACUAUGGUGGUGUCAUUAAGCUGCCUAUGUUGCACAAAUUUCUCUUUUGGAAACAAAGCCUCUCCCUGUUUGUUGUUAUGUAUACAGUCAGGGUAAAUACAAUCUCCCAGAUGAACAUCACUGUGUGUACCUGAAAUGAAUUCAAUAGUUCAGAGUUUGUUGUCCAGCUUUUGCGUGAUGUGCGUGUACUAGAUAUACAUAUUCAAUCUCAUACUUUUAUGUCUGUUGUGAAAAGGAAUAUGCAUUUUAUUUUAUAUAAAGUGGUCACCUUGAUAUAUA